AUGGAACCAAAGGGCUUUACAGGAGCCCCAUUUGGCUCUCAAGCAGCCAGAUUUGAUGUAGCAGCGAUUUAUCCAGAUGUCAAGAAACCUAGUACCUUCCUGCAGGCCCCUUACUCCAAAUCUGUCUGCUCAGACUUGAACCGAAGAUUGGGACCUGGCACUUACAGCGUUGACUGUGGAGGCUUCAGUUCCAUUGCUCUACAGAAACUCUCAUUCUCCAACUGGGCAAAAGCACAGGAAGCAACAAGGCUCACUCAAAUGCCACAUUUUAAUUUUAAGGAGAUAUGCAAGAAAGGGAAACUCCUGAAACAGAAACUGGGCCCUGGUACUUACAACUAUACAGAUUUUCUGGAACUCCAGAAGUGUCGUCCAUGCAGCAUUAAAGGAGUUUGUGACACAGGAGAAGUGAGGUUUAAAGAUCGCAUCAGGGAGUGUUACCCUGGCCCAGGAACGUAUGGGAAUCCUUAUACUCGCCUAGAGGAGAAUGAAAAACGCUCUGUGACUGCACUGGGAAUAAUGGACAGCAAAACUGCAAAAUGCUUCCCCUUUCCCAACAUGGGAAGUGGUUUGGGGCCUGGCACGUAUAAUCUCAAAAACAGUAUGGACGAGAUGCUGAAACGUGUGGUCAGCACAAGAGGUCCCUAUGACACCUUCACAGGAGACAGGUCAAAACCUAUUAUUUGUGGACAUCGUGCUACCGAAAAAACUACUGUUGAGUUGGGAAAGGGCAGGAUUAAAAGCUUCCUGGAAGAACUGGAAUCAAAGGAGAAAAAGAAACAUGGCAUGUUCAGCAGCCUUGUUCGGAACCCUGCUUGCCCCUCUGAACGGAUCUUCUGGGCGGCUGUUGGCCAGGGUCCACAGGUGGCAAUCAUACCAGGGCCAGGAUCAUAUGACCUAAAGCCUAUUAAGCGAUCUGAAUUUGAAAACCAACCACCAUUCUGGAUUGGCGCAAAACGAUUUGACCGGAAAGCAUACCGACUCUUUUUUGGAAAUGCUAACCCAGUUGGUGUUGGACGCUAUGAUAACACAAAGCAUGAGAAAUACCCAAAGAAGAUCAGAUACCGCUCACUUUACAUGAAUGAGGCACAGCGUUACCUUAGUAACUUGGAAAGAGACAAGUGCCUACAGGAGCGGAUCACUCCUGUUAAUAAAGGCCAGCAUACCUCUGAAUCAUUGCUACUUCCUGAAACCAAUGACAGUUAA
Molecule: messenger RNA, 1203 nt
Organism: Gekko japonicus
Lineage: Eukaryota; Metazoa; Chordata; Lepidosauria; Squamata; Gekkonidae
Gene: CIMAP2
Product: lymphocyte expansion molecule
Exons: 10
Coding region: 1-1203 (400 amino acids)
Source: RefSeq, a predicted model, not a curated record